AAGUUGACGAAGAAGAUUGCGCAUGCGCACCGAUGAUUGCGCUCUGUUGCAAGCACGCGCUUCAUGUUUAAAGCUCCGAUAGUAGCUGAAUCUGCGACGUCAGCAAGGCUAUCCAAAUGACUCAACUUGGCAAACUGGUUUGCGGCCAGGAAGUCCCUCUCUGUGUCGUUUCUCUUGAUUCCGACCAGCAGAAGCAGCAGCAUAAUUAGAUGUAUAAAUAUUACAGCACGGGUUUAAGUUGUACAGCCUCGGCUCUCAUGACGUACAGUUUUACACGUGCGAAGCGGUACCUUCGAGAAUUCCGCAUCAAUAUUUGACGGCGGCAGUUAUUCUCGAUACACCGGAACUUUGUUUCGAAGUACUGCUGCUUUGAAAACUCGAGACGCGGAGGCACUCAGUCCCUCGGUUUCAAACUCGACCAACUCUGAUAAGGACAUCAUUUAUUUUAAUCGGAAUACGCAUGGAGAAUGUACAUGUCGAGUUCAACACGCUGUCUCUGGUCUAAAUUAUUACCGAGUUAUCAUAAACUGUACUGAAUAACUUAGUAGAAAUACUUAGAGACCGAAAGAAAUCAGUGUUUACUGUAAUCGAAAGCGCGGCGUCCGGAAGUUCCCUGUUGUUACAGCUCCAGGAGCUCAGGAUUUCAGGAUUAUGUAUUAUUGCUGAAUUAUUCCCAUGGAUUUUUUACUGCAGACAGCGGUUGAGCGCGCGAGCCCCUCACGGCGCAGAGCAGAGGUUCAGCAAGAGUCUGGGUGAAAAUAGAGAUGUUGAAUGUAUCAGUUUGGAGAAAUGAUUAUGGUGAAGAACGUGAGCAAUGGUGAGAACAGCGAUUUGCAACAACACUCGAAGCAGCACUAUCAAAACCUUCAGGCGGUGCAAGAUCAUAUCUCACACACUCUGGAGCCAGCUAGCUCAUCCAUGCAGCUUCCUGGAGAUUUUGGGAAUAUGCACAUGACGGACCACCCACAUCCACCAGUGAUGCCAGUACCACCCAGCCAAUCAGGAUGCAGCAUCGGCAGUGACUCAGCAAGCAGUAGCUUAUCAGAUAUCUACCAUGCCACAGAGAGUGAAGUUGGUGAUAUGGAUCUGUCUGGGCUCCCAGAGGCACCGGUGGAUACAGAUGAUGAAUAUGAGGAAGAUGAAGACAUUGAGCAUGCCUCAGACACACUGCUUGGAAGAGAUGUGGUGAGAGAGUGUCUGGAGAAGGAGCCAGCCAAGCGCAGUGAUAGUGACAUCGAGCUGCUGUUAGAGUUCAUGCAUCAGCUGCCUGCAUUUGCCAACAUGACCAUGUCAGUGAGGAGAGAGCUGUGUACAGUCAUGGUCUUUGAAGUUGUAGAACAGGCUGGCACCAUCAUCCUGCAUGACAAACAGGAGUUGGACCUAUGGUAUGUUAUCCUGAAUGGCACAGUAGAGAUAAGUUAUGGAGACGGCCGAACUGAAAUCCUUUGCAUGGGGAACAGCUUUGGAAUCUCUGCCUCCAUGGUGAAGCAAUGUAUGAAUGGAGAGGUGCGGACAAAAGGGGACGACUGCCAGCUGGUGUGCAUCACCCAGGAAGACUACUGGCACAUCCUCAACCAUGUCGAGAAAAACAUGCACAAGGUAGAGGAAGAAGGUGAGAUUGUCAUGGUUAAAGAGCAUCGUGAGCUAGAUCGCAGUGGCACUUGCAAGGGCCACAUUGUCAUUAAGGGCACUCCAGAAAGGUUGAUUAUGCACUUGGUGGAAGAGCCUUCAGUUGUGGAUCCGACCUACAUUGAAGAUUUCCUCCUCACUUACCGCACUUUCCUUUCCAGCCCCAUGGAAGUGAGCACUAAGCUACUAGAAUGGUUCAAAGUGGAUAAUCUGAGAGAUACGGUAACACGUAUAGUGUUGUUAUGGGUGAACAAUCACUUUAAUGAUUUUGAAGGAAACCCCUCAAUGACACAAUUUCUUGAAGACUUUGCAAAGUUGCUGGAUGAAGAGAAAAUGAAUGGUCAUUUGCGCCUACUGAACAUGGCCUCAGCAGCUAAAGCCAAGUUGCGUCAGGUGGUGCUGCAGAAAGCAAACAGAGACUCACCACUGCCCUUUAGCCUGCUAGGUGGCAGAGAGAGGGGCUUUGGCAUCUUCAUAGACAAUGUGACAGAGGACAGCAAGGCCUUAGAGGCUGGACUCAAAAGAGGAGAUCAGAUAAUAGAGAUUAAUGGCCAAAAUUUCGAAAACAUAUCUUACUCCAAAGCUAUGGACAUUCUAAGGAACAAUACUCACCUUUCUCUCACUGUAAAGACAAAUAUCUUUGUCUUUAAAGAGCUUCAAAACUGCCUGAGGCAUGAUAAGAAGAACGGGGCCUCCCACUUUCCCAAAUUUCAUGAGAAGAAGGGCAACCGCUUCUCCAUUGCUGAGUUGCCAGGUGAUAUGGAACUUCCUACGGACAGCAAGAGUCACAAGAAAAUGAAGGCUCACACAGUGUCAGCUGGAUGCAACAAGAUUCGCAAGAUGCUGGAGAAGACCAGGUUUAGCAUUCUGCCUACUAAACCCUUUAGUGAUGGAAGCAUAGGCCAGUCUCAGGAUGACAGCAUUGUUGGCACAAAACAAUGCAGACACAGUGUAGCCAUCAUGCCCAUCAUGGGCACUCUGUCCUCCAGCAGCCCUGAUUUACUCCAGCCGACAACCAACACGCUCAGCUUUUCAAAUAUGACAGAUGUUCCAGAUCAGGUGAUACGAGUUUUCCGAGCAGACCAACAGAGCUGCUACAUCAUCAUCAGCAAAGACACAAUGGCCAAGGAUGUGGUUUUGCAUGUAGUUAAGGAGUUUGGCCUCAUUGCUGCUCCUGAGACCUAUUCUCUGUGUGAGGUGUCUGUUAGUCCAGAAGGUGUCAUUAAACAGCGUCGUCUACCAGACCAACUUUCCAAAUUGGCGGAUCGUAUCCAGCUCAAUGGGAGGUAUUACCUGAAGAACAACAUGGAAACAGAAACUCUUUGCUCAGAUGAGGGUGCUCAAGAGCUGCUGAGAGAGAGUCAGAUCAGUCUUCUUCAGCUCAGCACUCUGGAAGUGUCUGCCCAGCUGUCCAUGCGUGACUUUGACAUCUUCCGUAACAUUGAGUCUACCGAGUAUGUGGACAGUCUUUUUAAGCUGAACUCCAAUAGUGGACAUUUAAAACAGUUUGAGGAGCUUAUCAACCAGGAGACCUUCUGGGUGGCCACUGAGAUUUUGCAGGAAGCAAGUGCUCUAAAGCGUGUAAAAAAAAUAAAACACUUUAUAAAGAUUGCACUGCAGUGUCGGGAGUGCAAGAACUUUAAUUCCAUGUUUGCCAUCAUCAGUGGGCUAAACCUUGCCCCUGUGGCACGGCUACGAGGGACAUGGGAGAAGCUUCCCAGCAAAUAUGAAAAGCUUUUUCAAGAUCUGCAAGAUAUUUUUGAUCCCUCACGCAACAUGGCCAAAUACCGCAACAUCUUGAGCAGCCAAAGUAUGCAGUUGCCAAUUAUCCCUCUCUUUCCAGUCGUGAAGAAAGAUCUCACUUUCUUGCAUGAAGGUAAUGACACAAACGUGGAUGGCCUAGUAAACUUUGAGAAGCUACGAAUGAUUGCCAAGGAAAUUCGCAAUGUUGUGCGAAUGAGCACCACCAGUAUGGACCCAGCAAUUAUGUUUCAUCAAAGGAAGAAGCGGUGGAAGAGUUUAGGGUCCUUGAGCCAGGGCAGCACUAAUUCAAACCUGCUGGAUGUACAGGCUGGACAUAAGAAGCGUGUUAGGCGCAGCUCAUUGCUAAAUGCCAAGAAGUUGUAUGAAGAUGCACAGAUGGCCCGUAAGGUCAGGCAGUACCUGGCCCAGCUGCAAGUGGAACCAGACGAGGAAAAGUUCCAGAUUAUGUCUCUGCAGUGUGAGCCAGCCUACAGUACCUUAUCUAAAAAUUUGAAUGAAAGGAGGGCCAUCAAAUCUGACUCGUCUCCUGUAUUCACACGAUCAUCUUUGACAUCUGGCAAGUCACAAAACCGUGUUUCCCAGGUUCUACAGGUUCCUCCUGUCAGCCUCAAUCCCCUGCGAAGGAAGAGCAUUGCCAAAGACCUCAUGAUUGCACACUCAAGGAGUUUUAUGCGCCAGGAUGGUGCUACUGAUGUCAGCUUGCCACAGGUGGUGAAGAAAACAUCUGUCUUAGAAGAAGAGUACAGUGAAAAGAAGAACGAGGGUCUCACCUCCCUUCACUACAGUUCAACUGUGUACCCACAGGGUUCCCCAGUAAGUGUGACUGAUCUGCAAGACCUGAACCUUCCAAGCUCACAGCAGUCUCUUCCCAACGAAGUCAUGGUCAAAGUGGAAAACAGAAGCUCUGCAGUAGACAACAACAGUGUCCAUGACAGCUAUGGCAUAGGCAAAUUGUCCAACUUGGAUUCAAGCCACCAAAAGUCUCCUUCACAUUCCAACAUAUUCAUCAACAGCUCAGUAGACUCCAUGCACUCAAGAACAAAAGUCAGAAGUCAAAUGCAGUCACUUCACACUGCCUCAGAAACCUGUAAGCCCUCCACAAGUUUGUCCAUGAUGAGAAACUUGGUGACGCAGGGCUCAAAUUUAACUUCCUCGACCAGCGUAGAGGAGCUAACUUUGCCUGUUUCAGAGGUGGCUGACAGUGGCCGAGGAAGCUGGACAUCAUGGUCCAGCAACUCCCAUGACAAUCUGCAAGUUCAACGCAUUUCAGAUAUGAUAAACCUCCAGCAUCCUCAGAACGCUGACAAUAUAACAGAUGUGGAUAAUCUUCAGACCAUAAACAGACAUUUGAGGGAUGACUCAGAGCUUAGUCAAUCCAGACAGAGCUGGACUUCAUGCAGCUCAGUCGCAGACAAGAAAGAGGGAAACUGUGGCACCAUUAAACAUGGAGAGACAGUCAGUGAGCAACAAAGCACAGAUACUGCAUAUAAAACGGUCACCUCCACCACAGAAAAAGGUCUCAUAGUGUAUUGUGUAACAUCGACAUGCAAAGAUGAUAGAUACAGGGCUCCGCCUCCUACCCCCCUUGGUUAUCAAGGGCUGUCAUUGGGAAACAUGCAGGCACAGGAGGGCGCUGCUCUGCGCCCAUCCUACGUAAAGCCACCCAACUAUAGUGUGGCAUUGCAAAGAUCCAAGAUGUUGGGCGACACAUGGAGAAUAACACCCGGACAUCAAGCCAUUUUCAACAGGCCUGCAAUUGUAGCACCUUAUGCUGUAGCUAAUAGUGAGGAGGAUGAGCAAGUAUCAGCAGUGUGACUCCAGUCAAAAAUGUAUGAAACAAAGUGUGAAGUCCAGCUAAAAUCACUAACCAACACCCCCAGUUUUACCUCGUUAAAUGCUUUCCAAGAUGUGUGUGCUGUUAUAGCAGGGGCAUUGUGCAGUUGUUUAAAUUUUCGUGUUCAGAGAUAAAAUGUGUUUAAUUUAUUUUUAAAAUCUAUUUUUAAGAUUUGAUUCAGGAUUUUUGCAUGAUGGAGGUCUGCAAUGAAACUUAAUAUUUUAGGCUCAUUUACGAUAUAAUUUUAUGUUUAAUUUUGUUCUUACUGUAAAUGCCUCACCUGCAUCAUAAGGUGCAUCAUAAUUUUGGAUAAAUUAUCUUUAUGUCUGUGCUUGAUUUUUCUGGACAUAUCCUUAAUAUUGCCUUACCACUAAUAGCGUCUCAGGCAUUAAUGAACACCAUCUCCUUAUGUAGUUGCUUAAACUGCUUCAUGCACCACUGACUGUAGAUAAGUUUUACAAGUUUAUGAAACUGUAAAUUAUACUGCAUUUAGUGCAUUUUUGCAGUCUGCAGUGAAACUGUAAAAUUCGGAGUGUGUAAAAAUGUUAAGCUUAAGAUAAUUGAUUCUUUGAGUGCAUUUUUGUUCCUUAAUUUUUUUUUUCUGGACAGUUAUUUUUUUUCUGCCAGGUUACCACUCUAUAUUAUUCAUGCAGACAUGUGCUGUGCCCAGGGCAGUAUUGAUGAGACUUAAAAUAUAUUUAUAAUUAUUUUUAUAAAUAUAUUACCGGCAUUGAAUGUGUUUUUUACUUAAUGAAUCAAAUAAUUAAAUGCAGCCCCAUCUAAAACUAUUGUCAAUAUUUUUGUUAUUUUUGCCUUAAACUGAAGAUGAAAGUAAUUAUGAAUAUGACACAGUACAUCAAAUUCAGAUCUACUGUCUCAUAUUCAUAAAUCAAUUCAUCUUUAAUUUUCUGAUACUUGCAUCUUAAAUUACUUAGAAUAUUGCAUCUUUGGUGGCAGACCACCAGACUUUAGGUGAGCAAAGGUAUUGUAUUACAUAGUAUAAAAGUGGAUUACAGUUAGUAACUGUGCUGUACUGUAAGUAUUCUUCAGUAUUCAAUUGCAGAAUGUAAUUAAUAUUUAGUUAAUGCUGAGUUGAUGCUGUUACUACAAGCAAAUUGAUGCUGGGUUGCAGUGCAAUUUUAUUAUUAUGUGUUUUUGUGUAAAAACAAUAAAAAUCAUCUCAUUGUA
This is a messenger RNA of Clarias gariepinus (North African catfish), 6415 nucleotides long. It is a transcript of the gene rapgef6, whose product is annotated as Rap guanine nucleotide exchange factor (GEF) 6. Gene Ontology annotation, biological process: positive regulation of GTPase activity; Ras protein signal transduction. Gene Ontology annotation, cellular component: plasma membrane; endocytic vesicle; apical plasma membrane. Gene Ontology annotation, molecular function: guanyl-nucleotide exchange factor activity; protein binding. Bases 772 to 5208 code for a protein of 1478 amino acids. The transcript has 28 exons. The record is from RefSeq and is a predicted model, not a curated record. Lineage: Eukaryota; Metazoa; Chordata; Actinopteri; Siluriformes; Clariidae.